Molecule: messenger RNA, 3424 nt
Organism: Balaenoptera acutorostrata (minke whale)
Lineage: Eukaryota; Metazoa; Chordata; Mammalia; Artiodactyla; Balaenopteridae
Gene: ITGB5
Product: integrin subunit beta 5
Exons: 15
Coding region: 398-2800 (800 amino acids)
Biological process (GO): integrin-mediated signaling pathway; cell-matrix adhesion; cell adhesion mediated by integrin
Cellular component (GO): cell surface; focal adhesion; integrin complex
Molecular function (GO): integrin binding
Source: RefSeq, a predicted model, not a curated record
AAGGGGAGGAGUAAGGAGAGGAGGAAAGUGGAGCCCCGCGGGCUGGAGGGAGGAAGAAAAGGGAAGGGGCGGAGGCAACGGGCACAGUGUACCGGCGCGCGGGGGAGCCUCAGCCCGCGGUGCGUCCCGGAGCCGGAGUCCUCCCUGCACAGAGCCGCCCGCCGGGACCGCCCCGAGCGGCGACACCCCGGGCGUCCCGGCCGGGGAGCCGGCGCAGCGGCGGCCCCGGGACUCGGCGGCAAGCGCUGCGGGAGGGAUGGUGGCGGCGGGGCGCGAGCCAGCGCAGCCGCCCCCGCCUCCCGCAAGGCCGCGGCCCCCGGCCCCCCGCCCCCGCGCCCCGGCCGCACGCCCCCGCGGAGUCCGCCGCCCGCGCCGCAGCUGAGCCGGGCGCCCCACCAUGCCGCGGGCCCCCGCGCCCCUGUACGCCUGCCUCCUCGGGCUCUGCGCGCUCGUGCCCCGGCUCCCAGGUCUCAACAUAUGCACUAGUGGAAGUGCCACCUCGUGUGAAGAAUGUCUGCUCAUCCACCCAAAAUGUGCCUGGUGCUCCAAAGAGGACUUUGGCAGCCUGCGGUCGGUCACCUCCCGGUGCGACUUGAAGGCAAACCUGGUCAGGAACGGCUGUGGCGGCGAGUUUGAGAGUCCGGUCAGCAGCACCCAGGUCCUGCGGAGCCUGCCUCUCAGCAGCAAGGGCUCCAGCCCCGCAGGGUCAGACGUCAUCCAGAUGACGCCGCAGGAGGUCACGGUGAACCUGCGGCCCGGUGACAAGACUACCUUCCAGCUGCAGGUUCGACAGGUGGAGGAUUAUCCAGUGGACCUGUACUACCUGAUGGACCUCUCUCUGUCCAUGAAGGAUGACUUGGACAACAUUCGGAGCCUGGGCACCAAGCUUGCCGAGGAGAUGAGGAAGCUCACCAGCAACUUCCGCUUGGGGUUUGGGUCUUUUGUAGACAAGAACAUCUCUCCUUUCUCCUACACAGCGCCAAGGUACCAGACCAACCCGUGCAUUGGUUACAAGCUGUUCCCAAACUGUGUCCCCUCCUUUGGGUUCCGCCACCUGCUGCCUCUCACAGACAGAGUGGACAGCUUCAACGAGGAAGUUCGGAAGCAGAGGGUGUCCCGGAACCGCGACGCCCCCGAGGGCGGCUUUGACGCAGUGCUCCAGGCGGCUGUCUGCAAGGAGAAGAUCGGCUGGCGAAAGGACGCGCUGCACUUGCUGGUGUUCACAACGGACGACGUGCCCCACAUCGCGCUGGACGGAAAGCUGGGGGGCCUGGUGCAGCCUCACGACGGCCAGUGCCACCUGAAUGAGGCCAACGAGUACACUGCCUCCAACCAGAUGGACUAUCCAUCCCUUGCCUUGCUUGGAGAGAAGUUGGCAGAAAACAACAUCAACCUCAUCUUUGCAGUGACGAAGAACCAUUAUAUGCUCUACAAGAAUUUUACAGCCCUGAUACCUGGAACGACGGUGGAGAUAUUACACGGAGACUCCAAAAAUAUAAUUCAACUGAUUAUCAAUGCAUACAACAGCAUCCGGUCUAAAGUGGAGCUGUCUGUCUGGGAUCAGCCUGAGGAUAUUAAUCUCUUCUUCACUGCUACCUGCCAGGACGGUGUAUCUUACCCUGGUCAGAGGAAGUGUGAAGGCCUGAAGAUCGGGGACACAGCGUCUUUUGAGGUGUCGGUGGAGGCCCGGAGCUGCCCGGGCAAACAUGCGCAGCACAUGUUCACCCUGCGGCCCGUGGGAUUCCGGGACAGCCUGGAGGUGGGGGUCACCUACAACUGCAGGUGCAGCUGCAGUGCAGGGCUGGAGCCGGACAGCGCCAGGUGCAGCGGCAAUGGGACUUACGUCUGCGGCCUGUGUGAGUGCAACCCCAGCUACCUGGGCACCAGGUGCGAGUGCCAGGAAGGGGAGAGCCAGAGCGGGUACCAGAACUUGUGCCGAGAAGCGGAGGGCAAGCCCCUGUGCAGCGGACGCGGGCAGUGCAGCUGCAACCAGUGCUCCUGCUUCGAGAGCGAGUUUGGGAAGAUCUAUGGGCCCUUCUGCGAGUGCGACAACUUCUCCUGCGCCAGGAACAAAGGAGUCCUCUGCUCAGGCCACGGCGACUGUCACUGCGGAGAAUGCAAGUGCCACGCAGGUUACAUCGGGGACAACUGUAACUGCUCGACAGACAUCAGUACGUGCCAGGCCCGGGAUGGCCAGAUCUGCAGUGACCGCGGGCACUGUGUCUGUGGGCAGUGCCAGUGCACGGAGCCAGGGGCCUUUGGGGAGACAUGUGAGAAGUGCCCGACCUGCCUGGAUGCUUGCAGCACCAAGAGAGAUUGUGUUGAGUGCUUGCUGCUUCACUCAGGGAGCUCAGUUGACAACCAGACCUGCCAAAACCUGUGCAAGGAUGAGGUGAUCACACAGGUGGACACCAUCGUGAAAGAUGACCAGGAGGCUGUGCUUUGUUUCUACAAAACUGCCAAGGAUUGUGUGAUGAUGUUCACCUAUGCAGAGCUCCCCAGUGGGAAGUCCAACCUGACAGUCCUCAGGGAGCCAGAGUGUGGAGCGGCCCCCAAUGCCACGACCAUCCUCCUGGCCGUGGUCGGCAGCAUCAUCCUGAUUGGGCUUGCGCUCCUGGCCAUCUGGAAGCUGCUUGUCACCAUCCACGACCGGAGAGAGUUUGCAAAGUUCCAGAGCGAGCGAUCCAGGGCCCGCUAUGAAAUGGCUUCAAACCCUCUGUACAGAAAGCCCAUCUCCACACACACCGUGGAUUUCACCUUCAACAAGUUCAACAAAUCCUACAAUGGCACAGUGGACUGAUGGCUCCUUCCCCUCAGAGGGCUGGAGGGGCAAGCAGUCAAGCCAGAGACUGACACGCUUUGGACAGCUGCUUGGCUUGAGCGCGGUUCCCUGCACGGCCAAGCACAGAGACCUUCCGGUGAGCCUGGGCGAGGAGCCCACCCACACAGGAAGGUGCCCGGCCGUGCCACCUGGCCACCCCUCCAAGCCCGGCGACGGUGCUCUCGGCUUUCCUCAGCACAUCCAGCUUGUCGUCUCAAUGAACUGCUAAGAUGCAGGCCGCCUCUCCCUUCCGGGAGGGCUGGGCCUCCAGUCUGGCCAGAUGAGAAGGCUCUUGGGAGUGUCAGAGUGAGUAAAACCCACACAGUCUGCCUUUGCUCCUGUUGAUCAUUUUUAAAUGAAAUAAAAUGAUCGUGCAUUUAUGGUAUAGUUCCGAUUCCUGAGAAUUACCUACCUGGUGUCUCUGCCUUGCACAUGGGUGUUGGUGAUGGGAUUACUGAGACGCCUGUUGAAGGCACAUAGUUUGCAGAUGUCAGCUUUCUUCCCCUGUCUGUGUUUUUGUUUAGUACUUUUGUAACAAAAAGGAAAGAGAUUGUUUGGGAUUGAAAGUAAAGAUUAAAACCAAAAGAUUUUGUGUUUGCCUGA